AUGGCUGUUUCAAAACCAGAUUAUGAUGCUGUAGUGAUCGGAGCCGGCUUCAGUGGCAUCCGAUCUCUCUGGGAGCUCACCCAAAAUGGCCUGACUGCUCAAUGCUUCGAGGCUGGAUCUGAUGUUGGGGGAGCGUGGUAUUGGAACCGCUAUCCGGGGGCCCGAACCGACAGCGAGGCGUGGGCUUAUGCUCUAAAUUUUGCCCCCGAAGUGGUGAAUCAGUGGAAGUAUUCGGAGCGUUAUCCGUCCCAGCAAGAAGUUCAGGGUUACAUUCGUCGAAUUGCGGCGCACUACGACCUGCUAAGGCACAUUCGAUUCGAUACACUUGUGGUGUCAGCUCAUUUCAACGAAAUGGACAAUCUCUGGACUAUCACUGAUAAAACCGGCAAGGCUACAACAUGUCGUUACUUUAUCCCAGCAACUGGCCCGCUCUCGAUUGCCAAAAAGCCGCCCUUUGCGGGUCUUGACUCUUACAAGGGCGAAGUGUACCAGGCGUCAUCGUGGCCCAAGCAGAAUGUGGACAUUCGCGGGAAACGAGUUGCUGUGAUUGGUACCGGUGCGACUGGUGUUCAGAUUAUCCCCAAGAUCGCAAGGGUUGCCAAGCAGGUGACUGUAUUUCAACGGACGCCAAACUAUGUGCUCCCUGGCCGUAACUACUUUAUCGAUGAUCAUGAGGCGGAUGAGAUCAAGCAGAAGUAUGACGAUACUUUAAAAAAGGCCUCGGGGCAUCCUUUUGGCCUCGCUAUGGACUUCACAGGAAAGACUGCCGAUAAAAUAACCGACGCCAAGGACAUCAGGCAGACCCUUGACAGCGGCUGGGAGACUGGAGGCUUCCACUACAUGUUUGAGACUUUCGACGACCUUUUCACCAAUGCUGAAUCCAAUGCCAAUGCCUCAGAGUACAUCCGUCAAAAGAUUCGCGCUAUUGUUCGUGAUCCAGAGACGGCUGAGUUACUUUGCCCCCAUUACCCUUUUCUCUCCAAGAGACCACCUUGCGGACAUUUCUAUUAUGAGGCAUACAACCGCCCGAACGUUCGUCUUGUCGACGUUUCUAAGCGGCAGAUUGAGAUGUAUGAAAAAGGGAUCCGCUUGGCAGAUGGCGAAGAGCAUGAGGUCGACAUGAUCAUAUGUGCUCUAGGCUAUGAUGCCGGCAUAGGGGCUUUGAGUGAGAUAGACGUGCGAGGGCUCAAUAAUAAGUCUCUUGGGGAGCUGUGGGCGACAAAGCUACAGACAUUUGCCGGUGUCCUUGUUCCUGAAUUCCCGAACAUGUUCAUGGUUUGUGGACCGCAUAUCCCUUUUGGUAACAUGCCGGUCAUUCUUGAUGCACAAAUGGAUUGGAUCGGUAAAACUAUCCGCCAUAUGGAAGAGAACAAAUUAGGGCGUAUUGAAGUGCCUGAGAAGGCCGCUGAUUCUUGGAGUGAUCAUGUUGAGGAGGCCUUCCAAGCCACGCUGUUUUCUCAAAGCGCCAAGGAUGUUGGAGCUUGGUUUGUGGGAGGAAACAGCCCGCUGUUUUACUUUGGCGGUGUUGCGAACUGGAUUUCAUGGCUGGAUAAGGAGAAGGAGGCGACCUGGUCAGAAAUGCAAGAGCUCGAUGUGUUAGUAAUUGGAGCCGGUUUCGGUGGAUGCUACAGCUUGCACAAACUUCGCAAGGCGGGCUUCAAAGUCCACGUCUACGAGGCAGGCACUUAUCUUGGCGGCGUCUGGCAUUGGAAUAGGUAUCCGGGAGCACGCGUCGACUCCGAAAUACCAUAUUACCAAUUUUCCCUGCCAGAGCUAUGGCGCAAGUGGAAUUGGACAGAGCGAUUUCCUAGCGGUGACGAGCUGAGGCAGUACUUCAAGUUCGUCGACGAAAGGCUGGAUCUGUCCAAGGACAUCACCUUCGGCGCCAAGGUUAUCCGCGGAGAGUUUGACCAAGCAGCUGCCAGGUGGACAGUUGAAACUGAAGUCGGUUGGAAAGCAACUUGCAAGUAUCUGAUCUGUGCGACUGGGAGCUCGUUCAAGCCGCACUAUCCGGCCUUCAAUAACUUGGAUAAGUUCAAGGGCCAACUCAUACACUCAACCGACUGGCCGGCGGAUGCAGAUCCAAACAUUGAUGGAAAGAGGGUUGCUGUGAUUGGAUCAGGCGCCACUGCAAUCCAAUGUUGCCAGGAAAUCUCAAAGAGAGCAGAGCAUAUGACCACCUACAUUCGCACUGCCAGUAUCUCUCUGCCCAUGGUCCAACGUCCCCUCGGCGAGCUUGAGCAGAGGAUUGACAAGGCCACCUACGGGAGAAUGUUCGACUAUUGUCGGCAGACUGCAGCAGGUUUGGGCUACGAUCGCAAAUUUGGGAGUGUCUUUGAGCUCAGCGACGAGGAACGUGAGGAAUUCUGGGAGGAACUGUGGUCUCGUGGCGGUUUCAACUUCAACCAAGCCAACUACCGCGACUUCCUUGUCGAUAAAAAAGCAGGCGAACUGAUGUAUCAGUUCUGGGCUAAGAACACGCGCCCGCGAAUCAAGAAUCCUUCAAAGGCGGCCUUCCUGGUCCCCGAGAAGGCCCCUUUCCUCUUUGGCACCAAGAGGAGCAGCUUAGAACAAGACUACUAUGAGUGCAUGGACCGAGACAAUGUUUCGAUCGUUGAUCUUAAAGCCAAUCCUAUUCAAGAAUUCACCGAGAGGGGCAUUAUCACCCAAGAUGGCCACGAAGAGCAAUUUGACACUGUCGUCAUGGCCACAGGCUUCGACGCUAUGACUGGAAGUCUGACCAACAUGAACAUCAAGGGAACGGAUGGUGUGACCUUCAAAGAACGUUGGAAGGAUGGUGUAUUUACUCAUCUAGGUCUUUGCAGCAACGGAUGUCCCAACAUGUUUCUGAUCUACGGGCCUCAAGCACCCACUGCCUUCACUAAUGGGCCGGUAUUCAUCGAGAGUCAAGUCGAGGUUCUUCUCGAAUUGCUCGAAAAGUUGGAAGUAGAAGGCGUGAAUUCUAUCGAGGCCACGCGGCCUGCUGAAGAACAGUGGAAGCAGGCCAUUCAAGAGGACGCUGCCAGAACCUUGCUCCCAUUGACAGACUCUUGGUACAUGGGGGCAAACAUCCCAGGGAAACCUCGAGAACAGCUCAACUACAUGCGCGGAAUUCAGGUAUACAUUUCCGAAGUCCGGGAGGCGUUGAAAGAUUUGAAGGGAUUCACUGUCGUUUACAAAACAGCUUAG
Molecule: messenger RNA, 3189 nt
Organism: Clonostachys byssicola
Lineage: Eukaryota; Fungi; Ascomycota; Sordariomycetes; Hypocreales; Bionectriaceae
Source: the annotation of a GenBank genome assembly